This is a messenger RNA of Vollenhovia emeryi, 2736 nucleotides long. RefSeq names its product AFG3-like protein 2 (gene Afg3l2). Gene Ontology annotation, cellular component: membrane; m-AAA complex. Lineage: Eukaryota; Metazoa; Arthropoda; Insecta; Hymenoptera; Formicidae. The transcript is spliced from 13 exons. Gene Ontology annotation, biological process: mitochondrial protein processing; protein-containing complex assembly. The record is from RefSeq and is a predicted model, not a curated record. Gene Ontology annotation, molecular function: ATP binding; zinc ion binding; metalloendopeptidase activity. The coding region runs from base 171 to 2651 and encodes 826 amino acids.
UCUGCGAACCGACUGGAGUACUUACUGUGCCCGCGCCUCGUCGGCGACAAUUGAGAUGGUCGCCUGCGGCCGGUAGUGCGUGGUCGCGCCCCGACAUUCAGCGAGGGAACAAAUUAUAAAUAACCGGGGAUCCCGCAUCCUCCUAGUAGACCCCCACGAUUGCACCGGGUAUGGCGCACCAACUGCUCUUCUCGGCCCGCAGGCUGGAGAGGCUGGUCCUGCAGUCCGCGCAGAAAGGUUAUUUCGACACAUUUCAGCUGAGACGCCACUUGUCGCUACUGAAAAAUAGCACGACGUUGUCCGCUAUCGAGCAAGUGCAGCAGAAGUGGAGAUUAUUUUGUAAGGAGCCACCGAAAGGAUUCGAAAAGUUCUUCAAGCCAGGUGAAGGUAAAAGUGGUAAAAACGCUGGCAAAAAUGCUGAGAAGAAGACAGAAGAAACAAAUAAAAGGGCUGAGACGAAGACAGAAGAAACAAGUAAAAAGACUGAGACGAAGAAACCACCUCCGUCUUCGUCCUCCUCUUCGUCUUCCUCUACCUCGUCCGGUUCCAAGGAGUCGAGCUUUCGGUGGAUAUCCAAGAUUUUUGGAAACAACUCGGGAGGCAACCCACUCGAAGGCGGCGAUAAGGAAAAAACAUUCAUGAUUGCGGUUACGCUUGGAGUAGGCGCUUUGAUCGCGAUACUACUUAGCCAAGAUAUGAAUCUGAAAGAGAUUACAUGGAGGGAGUUUAUAUAUAACUAUUUAAAUAAAGGUCUUGUCGAAAAGUUAGAGGUAAUAAAUAAGAAAUGGGUGCGUAUAAAGCUGUUACCCGGCUACACUGUCGAUGGCUCGGAUACGUUAUGGUUUAAUAUUGGAAGUACCGAUACUUUUGAAAGAAAUUUAGAAAACGCACAAAUAGAAUUAAACAUGGGACCAGAAAAUUAUAUUCCUGUGGUCUACAAAAAUGAAAUAGAGGGUUCAAAUCUUCUGUCGUACUUGCCGCAGAUUAUUAUGUGGGGAUUUCUCAUUUUCUUAAUACGAAGAUCUGCGGAAGCGAUGUCUGGUAAAGGAGGUAAAAGAGGCGGACUUUUUGGUAAAGUAAUGGAAUCAACUGCAAAACUAAUAAACUCGAAAGACAUAGGCGUACAAUUUAAAGAUGUAGCUGGAUGUGAAGAAGCUAAAAUCGAAAUUAUGGAGUUUGUCAAUUUUCUAAAAAAUCCGCAACAAUACAUAGAUCUUGGAGCUAAGAUUCCAAAGGGCGCCAUGUUAACAGGGCCCCCUGGCACUGGUAAAACUUUAUUAGCUAAAGCUACAGCUGGUGAAGCAAAUGUACCUUUUAUUACAGUAUCAGGUUCAGAAUUUCUGGAGAUGUUUGUCGGUGUUGGUCCUUCGAGGGUGCGCGACAUGUUCUCUAUGGCGCGAAAACAUGCACCGUGUAUAUUGUUUAUCGAUGAAAUCGAUGCGGUUGGACGAAAGAGAGGAGGUCGGAAUUUUGGGGGACAUUCUGAGCAAGAAAAUACAUUGAAUCAGCUCUUGGUAGAGAUGGAUGGAUUUAACACGACGACUAAUGUGGUUGUAUUGGCAGCUACUAACAGGAUAGAUAUUUUAGACAAAGCGUUAUUAAGACCUGGGAGAUUCGAUAGACAAAUAUAUGUUCCUGCUCCGGAUAUCAAAGGACGAGCGUCUAUUUUCAAAGUGCAUUUAGCUCCUUUGAAAACGAACUUGGAUAAGGCCGAGUUAGCGAGAAAAAUGGCUGCCUUGACCCCUGGAUUUACAGGGGCUGAUAUUGCAAAUGUUUGCAAUGAAGCAGCUCUGAUUGCGGCGAGAGACUUGAAUGAUAAUAUUAAGUUUAAAAACUUCGAGCAAGCUAUCGAGAGAGUAAUUGCUGGGUUGGAGAAGAAAACCCAAGUAUUACAACCGGAAGAGAAGAAGACGGUUGCGUAUCAUGAAGCUGGUCACGCUAUAACUGGCUGGUUCUUAGAACAUGCGGAUCCACUUCUGAAGGUGUCCAUUAUUCCACGAGGCAAAGGAUUAGGAUACGCUCAGUAUUUGCCACGUGAGAUGUUCCUUUACACGAAGGAACAGUUGUUCGAUAGGAUGUGUGUGCUGAUCGGCGGACGAGCGUCGGAAGAAAUCUUUUUCGGUCGCAUAACUACAGGCGCUCAUGAUGACUUGCAGAAGCUCACGCAAUAUGCGUAUGGACAAAUUACACAAUACGGCAUGAGCGAGAAGAUUGGAAACGUUAGUUUUCAAAUGCCGAGUUCAGGAGAAAUGGUCUUCGAUAAGCCGUACUCGGAACACACAGCGCAGCUUGUCGACAAUGAGGUGCGAGAGUUGAUCGAUAGGGCGCAUAAGCGAACACUAGCUCUUUUAAAAGAACACAAAGAAGAUGUAAUCAAGAUCGCCGAGCGAUUAUUGAAACAGGAGGUUCUAAGUAGGGACGACAUGAUUGAAUUACUUGGGCCUCGGCCUUUCCGUGAAAAGUCUACCUACGAGGAGUUUGUCGAGGGUACGGGCUCCUUCGAAGAGGAUACCACAUUACCCGAAGGUUUGAAGGAGUGGAACGUGCAAAAGGGGGAAUCGUCCAAGGACGGCGACAAGAAGGGCACGGCACCGGAAGCGCAGUCUCCCAAAGCGGCCUUCAGCGACGAACAGCCACAGCAACGACUGUAAUUGUAAUAUUUUAGUCAUCUCACAAAUGCUUUGUAUUAUAGUUCGAAAUACACAAUUAUAAUAAAUUUACGGUUGUUCAACAGUA